This is a messenger RNA of Bombina bombina (fire-bellied toad), 1614 nucleotides long. RefSeq names its product G protein-coupled receptor 75 (gene GPR75). NCBI's taxonomy places the organism in Eukaryota, Metazoa, Chordata, Amphibia, Anura, Bombinatoridae. Gene Ontology annotation, biological process: G protein-coupled receptor signaling pathway. Bases 1 to 1614 code for a protein of 537 amino acids. The transcript has a single exon. The record is from RefSeq and is a predicted model, not a curated record. Gene Ontology annotation, cellular component: membrane. Gene Ontology annotation, molecular function: C-C chemokine receptor activity.
AUGAAUUUAACAGGCAGAAUGACAGAUUUUGGUGAUCAGAAUCGUUAUGACUAUGUUAACAGCACCUCUGUAUCCCAUAUUGGUAAUGGCACAUUUAGAGAUAUCCAGGAGAUUAUCCACACUGCUACACUAGUCACCUGCACUUUUCUCUUGGUAAUCAUCUUUUGCCUGGGAUCAUAUGGGAAUCUGGUUGUCUUCUUAUCAUUCUUUGACCCAGCCUUUAGAAAAUUCAGGACCAACUUUGACUUCAUGAUCCUGAACCUGUCCUUUUGUGAUCUCUUUAUUUGCUGUAUAUCUGCCCCAAUGUUUGCUUUUAUAUUGUUUUUUGAGACUGGUAGCAAUGUUCCUGAAGCUUUCUGCUUCACCUUCCAUCUCACUAGCUCUGGAUUUAUAAUUAUGUCUCUUAAAACAGUUGCUGUAAUUGCUCUUCACCGGCUAAGGAUGGUGCUUGGUCAGCAACCCAACAGAACAGCUUCUUUCCCUUGCACUUUAAUGUUGACAGUUCUCUUGUGGACUACAAGCUUUACCCUGGCCACAUUAGCCACACUAAGGACUCGUAAGUCUCGUAUAUGCCUUCCUAUGUACAGUUUAAUCAGCGGAGAGGGAAAAAUUAUCUUAUAUCUGUAUGUCAUUGAUUUCACAUUUUGUGUUGCAGUUGUGUCAGUGUCCUACAUUAUGAUAGCCCAAGCCCUAAGAAAAAAUGCUCAAGUUAGAAAAUGUCCAGUUAUUACUGUAGAUACAACUAGGCCACAACCAUUUAUUGGACCAGCAGUAGAUGGAGUGCAGUGUACUGUACCAGCUUUGUACAGGAACCAGAAUUAUAACAAAUUGCAGCAUGUGCAAACACAUGCCUACACCAAAAAACUUAGCCAAAUGCCAGUGCCAGCUAGCCGACUACAGCUUGUCUCUGCAGUUAACCUUUCUACUGCAAAAGACUCAAAGGCUGUAGUGACCUGUGUUGUAAUUGUACUUUCAGUUUUAAUUUGUUGUUUACCAUUGGGGAUCUCGCUGGUUCAAGAUGUUCUUACCAGUAGCAGCAGCUUUAUCCUGUACCAGUUUGAACUUUGUGGAUUUACUCUAAUAUUUUUAAAAUCUGGAUUGAACCCCUUUAUCUAUUCACGUAACAGUGCUGGGUUGAGACGGAGGGUUCUCUGGUGCAUUCAAUAUGUUGCCCUCGCUUUUCUAUGCUGCAAACAUAAAACAAGAUUACGGGCGAUGGGAAAAGGAAGUUUGGAAGCCAACAGGAAUAAGUCAUCACACCACGAAACAAAUUCAGCAUAUAUGUUAUCUCCAAAACCACAAAAAAAGUUUGUUGAUCAAGCUUGUGGUCCAAGUCACUCUAAAGAUAGUGUUCUGAGUCCCAAAGGAUCCGCUGGAUAUCAGCAUUAUGCACAAAGCAGCUCUACUCCAAUAAAUACCAGAAUAGAACCCUACUAUAGCAUAUAUAACAGUAGUCCUUCCCAAGAGAUCAGCACUCCAAACAGCCUGCAACCAGUAAACUCUACAUUUGGAUUUGCCAAAUCAUAUAUUGCCAUGCAUUACCAUACCGCUAAUGACUUAAUGCAGGAUUGUGAGAGCACGUCUGCUAAACAGAUACCUGUGCCAUCAGUGUAG